AUGAGCAAAAGAGCAACGAGUAACGGGCCUGUUCCUUCGCCUCACGAUGGCAACAGUGCGAUUCAGUCCGAUACAGAAGAAGAUAGUUUUGUAGGAACAAGAACGCCUAGUAGGAGGGCGAGUUCGAUUUUUUCAUUUGACAUAACACCGUUGGAACCACCUAAUCAGAGUGACAUUGAGAAAUUCACAAGUGACGCGUACCAUUUCAGUAUGAUACGAAACUUGCAUUUGGCCGAUUUUAUCACCAUGAUGAAUGGGUUCAGUGGUUUUUACUCAAUUGUGAGCUGUUUGAGGUUUACAUUGACGGGUAAACCACACUAUGUGCAAAGAGCGCAUUUUUUCAUUUUACUUGGAAUGUUCUUCGAUUUUUUCGACGGAAGAGUCGCGAGAUUGAGAAACAGAUCCUCGUUGAUGGGUCAGGAAUUGGAUUCUCUAGCCGAUUUGAUUUCAUUUGGUGUUGCACCUGCGUCCAUCGCUUUUGCCAUUGGUUUCCAAUCUACCAUUGACGUUCUGGUUUUGUCGUUUUUCGUUCUUUGUGGACUUGCUAGACUUGCCAGAUUCAACGUCACGGUGGCUCAAUUACCCAAAGACGUUUCCGGGAAGUCCAAGUGGUUCGAAGGUUUCCCCAUCCCAACGUCUCUUGCGUUGGUGGCGGCCAUGGCUUUCUUGGUACACCAGGGUCUUAUCUUAGAGAGUUUGCCCUUUGGGAUCUAUGCGAAGGGUGAAUGGUACGAACUUCAUCCUGCGGUUUUGGCGUUUGGUGUACAUGGAUGUGGCAUGAUUUCCAAGAGUCUCAAAAUCCCAAAGCCUUGA
Molecule: messenger RNA, 813 nt
Organism: Lachancea mirantina
Lineage: Eukaryota; Fungi; Ascomycota; Saccharomycetes; Saccharomycetales; Saccharomycetaceae
Source: the annotation of a GenBank genome assembly